AUAUAAGCCCCUCUGUACCAGUUACCUUCGUUGCCUGGUUUCCUAAACGGAGCGCCGCAGAGUGUAAUAUGUCCGUUUUGAAAUCAGACUGCGCCCUGGCAGGCUCAUUCAUUUGCUACACUCACAAGGAAGGGCAAAAAGAGCUAUUUGCCCUUCAUUAUGAAUUUAGCAAACAAACGUGCCUUUAAAUAACUAGACAUGCAAUGGGAAUCUUGAAUAAGAUUUGGGGGUAGAGUGUUUCUUCAACAGUAACCCAGAUUCUUCCCCUGGAAGCAAUCAUCAGUGCAACAAAUGAACUAGUUAAAAACUAUUUGGUUAGGGGAAAUAGUCCCAGCAUUUCUGUGUGUCGGGAAGCAUAAUAUUCUGUGUUCAUAUGGUCUACAGCAAAAAAAAAAAAAAGCCUUGCAAUCCCUUUUGUAGCAUCCCUUCCUGUAAGCUGCCCCUUAGGCUUUUCCCAGAUAAACUGGCAGUAUGUUUUUAUUCCCUACAGUGCAGUUCUCCCUUCCUUUCUAUCAGGUCCUAGGCAUAUCCGUCAGCCCAAAUGGGAGCUGAGUUUGCAAGCUGACAGGGGAUGGAGAGGGCUGGUGGUGCUGAUGUCAGAGCCAGGAGACAGUUGUGAUUGGAUCUAAUUAGACUUUGCAGCAGCAAAUAGACAAGCUCCCUGCAUGAUUGGCUUCAAAGUGGCUGGUGCCAAACAACUAGCAGAGGUGCAAAAAGUAGAAGCCGUGCAUUUACAGCCCUGAUAAAGGAAGGCAGCCUGAGUGAGAGCUACCAGGCUCUUGAGCAGCUUCAGUCUAUACCUUUCCACAGUUCUCACAACAAGCAGUUAAGCAUGUCAGCUCAGAAGAUCAGAGACACUUAACCCAGCUGAUGCCAAGUGACAGAGAAUAAUUAGAAUUAAACACCAUGCAGUACUAAAAAGUGAACCUUAUCCACAGAUCUAUCAAGCAGCAAGAACCAGAGGUGAAAAUAUACAAGAAAGAAAAGACCUCUACAUUCUUGUUUACUGAACUACAGUUAUGACAUCAGUUCUGGGGAACAACAGAGCUUCUGGAGGUCCAAGUACUCAACUAAAAUGCAAGUCCAAAAGGAGGAGGAGAAGGAGAUCAAAGAGGAAAGAAAAAGUAAGCAUAUUGUCAACCUUCAUCGCGCCCUUCAAGUAUUUAAGUCCUGGUGCGGCCAAUAUGGAAGAUGAAGACAAUUUAAGUACCAGCAGUGCAGAAGUAAAGGAAAACCGAAAUGUUGGCAACCUGGAGGAUCAUCCGAUAUCCUCUAGUGACAGGUCAAAAGUGGGCACACCUAGCAUUAAAAGGAAAAGACCUUUAGAGGAAGGCAACAGUGGCCAUUUCUGCAAACUCCAACUCAUCUGGAAGAAAGUCUCGUGGUCAGUGACACCAAAGAAUGCCCUGGUCCAGCUACAUGAACUUAAACCAGGUUUACAAUACAAAAUGGUUUCCCAGACAGGCCCAGUGCAUGCUCCAGUCUUUGCUGUUGCCGUAGAAGUAAAUGGGCUUACAUUUGAAGGUACAGGACCCACGAAAAAGAAGGCCAAAAUGCGAGCCGCAGAACUAGCACUGAAGUCUUUUGUUCAGUUCCCAAAUGCAUGUCAAGCUCACUUUGCCAUGGGGAACUGUUUUAACCCAUCCACUGACUUUACAUCUGACCAGGCAGACUUUCCAGACACUCUGUUCAAGGAGUUUGAACCGUCUGCACACAGCGAGGACUUUUCGGUCUAUAACCCGGUUAAUAAUGAAUUGCUUUCUACUGCUUAUCGGCAUGGCAGGUUACUCUGCCACACAUUGGAUUUAAUGGGCCACGCCAAGCAAAACAAGCACAAGAUGGCAUCCACAGCUGAGAGCGAAAAGAACCCAGUGGUGUUGCUAAAUGAGCUGCGAUCGGGACUGAGGUACGUCUGCCUUUCGGAGACUGUGGAGAAGCAGCAUAUCAAGAGUUUUGUGAUGGCAGUGAGAGUGGAUGGGAGAACAUUUGAAGGCUCAGGACGUAGCAAGAAGCUGGCAAAAGGCCAAGCAGCACAAGCUGCGCUGCAGGCCCUCUUUAACAUUCGGCUGCCCAGUCACAUUCCCAGCAGGAGUAAAUGUAACCAUUUGCCACAGGAGUUUGCUGAUUCCAUAUAUCAAAUGGUUACACAGAAGUUUCAAGAGUUGACAGACAAUUUCACCUCCAUGCACGCACGCCACAAAACCCUUGCAGGAAUUGUGAUGACCAGAGGCUUGGACACCAGGCAGGCUCAGGUUAUUGUGCUGUCAUCGGGUACCAAAUGUAUAAAUGGAGAAUACAUUAACGAUCAAGGGCAUGUGGUCAACGACUGCCAUGCAGAAAUUCUGGCAAGGAGAGCAUUUGUUCAUUUCCUUUUCUCUCAGCUGGAGCUACACCUAAGCAAACGGCGAGAGGACUGGGAGCGAUCAGUCUUCGUGCGAUUAAAAGAGGGAGGCUACAGGCUGAAAGAAAACAUUCUGUUCCAUCUGUAUGUGAGCACUUCACCCUGCGGAGAUGCACGCCUCAACUCCCCCUACGAAAUCACAACUGACUUGAACAGUACCAAGCACAUAGUAAGAAAGUACCGGGGGCAUCUACGAACGAAGAUUGAGUCUGGAGAAGGAACCAUCCCCGUCCGAUGCCAUAAUGCAGUUCAAACAUGGGACGGUGUGUUGCUGGGAGAGCAGCUAGUCACAAUGUCUUGCACAGACAAAAUUGCCAGAUGGAACGUUCUGGGGUUACAAGGCGCUCUCCUCAGUUACUUCAUCGAACCCACAUACUUGCACAGCAUUAUUGUGGGAAGCCUCUGUCACACUGGUCACCUUUCCAGGGUAAUGAGCCAUAGAAUAGAAGACAUUGGUCAGCUGCCAGCUUCAUACCGGCAUAAUCAGUUGCUCCUCAGUGGAGUGAGUAAUGCUGAGGGACGGCAACCAGGAAAAUCUCCCAGUUUCAGUGUGAACUGGAUAGUGGGUAACACGGACCCCGAGGUUAUUAAUGCCACAACAGGAAAGAGGACCUGCGGGGGCUCUUCACGGCUCUGCAAGCACAUGUUUUAUGUUCGCUGGGCAAAGCUUUAUGGAAAGCUGAGCUCACGAAUGCCAAGCCAUGGAGACAUGCCAUCAAUGUACAGUGAGGCUAAACUGGUGGCUCAGACGUACCAGGCUGUCAAGCAGCAGCUGUUUAAAGCAUUUCAGAAAGCAGGUCUGGGCACCUGGGUGAAGAAACCCCCAGAGCAAGAUCAGUUUUUACUAACUGUAUAAAUCAUUUGACACCUUUACUACAUGACCGGAUCACAUCAACUGGAGAUAAGGAUAGGCAGGAUGUGUGGGCUGAUAGAAUGGAUGCAGUUCAAUAUUUAAUAACAACCUCCAUGAGAAUAUUUUCUUUUAAUUCUGUAUUGGAAAUACAUAAACAUAAGCUGUAUUCGAUUAAUGCACUGAACUUGACUUUAGGAAACUGCUUUUUCGUACUGAUCCCCUUACACAGAUCUACAUGCCCAGAUUAUAAAAAGUUUCUCACAAAGACACUGCUGUUCAUUGUUUGUAGUACACAGGAUUAUCAUUAUUUAUUCAGGAAGCAGCUGCAUUUCAGACUCAGCAGGCCAUGCAUCUGACUUAAAAUACAGUUUGAUCCAAUGCUCAGUUUGUAAUGAAAGAGGUGCCGGGGCUCAAGCAAUUAGGUGCCAGGGCUUAAGCCAUUUUUUUUACUUUCAUAACUGACCCGGCAAGUCCUGAGAUGCUCGGGCAAUGAGCUGCCAAGCCUAGAGAUGCCGGGGCUCAGCCCUGGCACAAAUUAAGCACUGAGUUUAUCUUCCCCCAACACCAUCAGAGCAAUAAUGUUGCUGAAUGAUGGAAGAUACUUUAGUAAGUGAACAAAUGAAAAUACCUUCAUACCCACAGCAUGACAGGGAGUCACAGGACAAGCAUAUUUAUCCACAAGAAGGAGUUGCGUAUCCUCUAUGAAAAAAUCGUUCAGUCAGCUGCUUAAUUUUGACUACAGGGAUUCUUUUAAACCAUGUUUCCUGUUUUCAGAUCUGAGCAUAGUGCUAGGAGCCAGGAUUUCCUGAUUUCUAAACCUGGCUCUGACACUGACUUCUUUUGUGUCCUUGGGCAAAUCACUUAGGACCAAACUUUCACCCACAGUCCUAAGUUUUUGGUGCCUCAUCUUUUGGAAGCUGCAAACUACACAGAGUUAGGGCCUGAUUUUUCAGAGGUGCUGAAGCCCACAAUUCCAGGUGUAGUCAAUGGGAGCUGAGGGUCCUCUGCACCUCUGAAAAAUCGACUAUUGAGUGUCUGAUGUUGGAUACCCACAAAAAUCUCAGAUACCCAAAAUUAGAGACCACUUUUGAAAUUUUGUCCUUUGUUGCCUCAAUUAUUCCAUCUGUCAAAUGGGGAUAAUAAUAUUUAUCUGCCCCAUGUGGAUCUUGUGAUGAUAAAUUAUUUAAUUAAUGGUUGGUUGUAAAGUACUGUCACGCUUAUGUUGAGUAGUACUUCAGGCUGUAGAUAGUCCCACUGAAACCAUACAAUGGACAUGACUACCCCCAGAGUAAGGAUUUACUCAACGUGCGAAAGGUAGGCUUGCCAGUUUUGGUCUGAUAUAUGCCUGGAGGUUUCAUCAUAUGACGUAAUCUUUAAUUAAAGAUUAAUCUUUAAUUCCUGGAGACUCCUAAAGGGUUUUCAGAUUCUGGUCUUAUGUAAGUACUAAAUAGUCUUAUUAAAUUGACCACACAUUCAUUUGCAGUCUGAAAUGCAGAUUGUUUUGUAUUACAAGAAGAAUAGCUUUUAUCUGCUAAAUCAUAUCUUCAAAAGGAAGGACUGAGUCUGUUAUUAUUGAUCUAUGAAUCAUUUCAUUUCAUCAGAAUGUAAGGAAAACAAAGGCAUGGGAGAUCUAAACGUCCAUAGUCCAACUACAGAACUAACUGUCAGACACACUGUAUUUCUUUUUUGUUUGUUUUUUUUUUGUUUGUUUUUUAAAUGACAGGAUUUGCAGGUAUAUAACAACGUUUCUUUUUAUUCCAGUGAUUCUCUUUAAAUCUGUAUAUAACAUCCUGCCACUGAUUUGUGAUAAUUGUCUAGGUAUUUCCUCAGAACAGUCAAGAUGAGUUACUUUUCAAACAAACACAUAGCUCAUAUUUUUCCAUGUAAUUUCCUUUACACAGGAAACUGUUCCUAUCAAUAAAGGUAGAUGCUCUUUGUAUAGCGUUUAUCAUGUUUGGAGAGCCAUAUGCCGUAAAUACAUUGUUAUUGAUGCCCACAAUAGACUAGCUACAGUAUUUUGAUGAGAUCUUAUUUUUAGAUUAUAAACUACAAGAUGUAGCUAUCGUGUCUUGUAUAAAAAUUAU
Molecule: messenger RNA, 5338 nt
Organism: Chelonia mydas (Green sea turtle)
Lineage: Eukaryota; Metazoa; Chordata; Testudines; Cheloniidae
Gene: ADARB2
Product: adenosine deaminase RNA specific B2 (inactive)
Exons: 10
Coding region: 1020-3257 (745 amino acids)
Biological process (GO): adenosine to inosine editing; RNA processing
Cellular component (GO): cytoplasm; nucleolus
Molecular function (GO): tRNA-specific adenosine deaminase activity; double-stranded RNA adenosine deaminase activity; double-stranded RNA binding
Source: RefSeq, a predicted model, not a curated record